Photinus pyralis (common eastern firefly) is the source of this 1206-nucleotide messenger RNA. RefSeq names its product deoxycytidylate deaminase. Gene Ontology annotation, cellular component: cytoplasm. Gene Ontology annotation, biological process: dTMP biosynthetic process; dUMP biosynthetic process. The record is from RefSeq and is a predicted model, not a curated record. Gene Ontology annotation, molecular function: dCMP deaminase activity; zinc ion binding. Lineage: Eukaryota; Metazoa; Arthropoda; Insecta; Coleoptera; Lampyridae. The coding region runs from base 456 to 1052 and encodes 198 amino acids. The transcript is spliced from 3 exons.
AAGGGCUUACCAAUUGUAAAACUGUGUUGACGACUUCCUUAUUAGACACCUGGCCAACUUCGAUAAGUCCUAUCAGAACGGCAAAUUUUAAGUUAUCAUUCAAUGCCAUUCUAACCACCUCUUCGGGGUGCUUAAUGUCACUAAGAGGUGGAGCACUUAGGUCCGCCAUCACGAAUAUAUUAAGGGCAAUUGUUAAUACACAAAUAUUUUGAUUGUACACAAACACUUUACACAAAACACGGAAAAUUUCGCAUCACAUGAUAGAAGCACGAAACACCACCUGCCAUGUUGAAACGAAAGUGACAGACCGGUUAUCUCUUCUUCCUUCCUUAUCGUAUAGGUAUUUUCGUUUUCUUCCCAGCGAACCAGGUGAAUUUUCCUAGAAUUGUCAAAAACAUAUGAGCGUACAACAUAACCUUAAACGUUCACAAAAUUUGCUACCAAUUUAGGACAUAAUGGGCGAAAUCUCUAACGGCACACCGGAAAUUAGCCACAGCUCGGCAAACAGCAAGCGUCUCGAUUACAUUUCGUGGCACGAAUACUUCAUGGCCACGGCGUUCUUAGCCGCAAAACGUAGCAAAGACCCCGUGACUCAAGUCGGCGCCUGCAUAGUCAGUGACGAAAACAAAAUCGUCGGUAUAGGCUACAACGGCAUGCCGAUCGGCUGUCACGACGACCACUUCCCCUGGGGCAAAGAAGGACACGAAACCAAGCACCUCUACGUGUGCCACGCCGAAAUGAACGCGAUCGUCAACAAAAACUGCACCACGCUAAACAAAUGCCGAAUGUACGUUGCCCUAUUCCCCUGCAAUGAGUGCGCUAAAUUUAUUAUACAAUCAGGUAUACGCGAAGUAAUUUACAUGUCCGAUAAGUACGCGCAGAAAUGCUCUACAAUUGCAUCGAAAAAGAUGUUUGAUGCGGCCGGUGUUGAGUAUUGGCAGUACACACCAAUGAAUAGGAGGCUGGUAAUUGAUUUUAGUGAAAUUGACUGGAACAGUAUGCAGCAAGUUCCUACAUCUCCCUUAAAAGAUCUGAAGUUGCAGGAGUCUUGACUGCUUUCAUUUUAGGUUUAUGUACGAAUUUUGAUUGUCGGUUUUUCAUUUUAACUAAUUGUACAAUAUCUGGAAUCUCAAACAUACCAAAUGUGUUCUUGUGCAUUAAUUUGUUUUAAUAAUUUCAUUUUAAAUUAGAAAGCAUGUAUCAAUA